This is a messenger RNA of Haemonchus placei, 258 nucleotides long. The record is from the annotation of a GenBank genome assembly. NCBI's taxonomy places the organism in Eukaryota, Metazoa, Nematoda, Chromadorea, Rhabditida, Trichostrongylidae.
AUGAAAACCAGCAAGUACAACCCAUUAACAGAAGGGGUGGGUAAAGAAGCGCCGUGUGCCGCGCGCGAUGUCCUACAUAGCCCUACUGACACAAUAGCGUGACUUACUCGUUGUGAAACAGGUCUUCGCCGUUCGAUCCUUCAGGAUGAUAUGAGCAGCAUUUUCGCUUUCCUGAUCUUCUUCAUUACUAUCUUCAAGACCGAAGACAAUCAAACCACGUUCGGGCAGAUCGAAGUCAGCGACGGGAACCGGUUGUGA